CCUAACGGACCCGUAGAGAUCAUUGAUCCGUCACGUCCUUGGCCGCUCCAUCUUUUUCAUCGUGUCCCAUCUCCUGUUGCAAUCAUGGUGGAGUACAGCUUGCUCGCCUCUGCAUCCUCGGAGUGUUUGGCACACCUGCGACGACCAAUCUCGGAUCACGGACCUCGCUUCAUUUUUCACUUUCCUGAAGGUUUUUGACCACCAAGGACAUCUCCCGCUUUGGGAAAACAAUGACCUCACGUUUCGCAUCUCAAAUGAUGAUAAACUCAGACGUCGACUUGUAACGGGGACCCAUGGCUUUUAUUGUCGAGCAGUGCAAGCCGGCAGUCCGAGAGACAGGGCCUUUGCAAGAUGUGCCAAUUCGUGAGCCUCAGAAGUCAGGGUCUGCGUUGCUCCACCACGAAGAAGACGAGUGGGAGGCUAUGCGAUCGCUUAUACAGCAGAUUUAUAUAAGAGAGGAUCGAACGUUACGGGAACUCAUGCUGGAGAUGGACAGAGGGCACGGCUUCAAGGCUACACUUCGAAUGUACAAAACUCACUUUAGGAGAUGGGAGUUUCGGAAGUACAAAGAGAGGACACUCGCCAAGCAACGCAGUGGUCCUGAGAAGUGCAUCCCAGCAUGGGGUUCAGCUGGGUCACUAACACCUUUGACACCGCAUGUGGCAGAUAUCCCAGAGCACCGGAGGACCCUUUCCAUAUUUCAUGUUGUGUCAACCUUUAAUGAAUCCAGACUCGAAUGUUUCGCUUUCACGUCCGGAGUGCCCAGAAAUUCGCUUGAGCCCACGCCCUUGGGAACGUUUUAUCCCAUCGAGAGCCAAGAAGCAUACGGGUUGUUUCAAUUUUCAGCAGCUCUGUACCGCCGCCACCAUGGUCGUCUUGCCGGAAAAGCGGUCAGGAAAGCUUUCAUCCACGCGGAGAAAGCUGUAAGCGCUUUAGAUGUGCACUUUAUGUGGAACUUCCUCGACAUCAUGUAUGGUAUGCUCUUACGCGGACAAGAGGAACUCCUCCGGAUCUUCUUAGGUCACAUUGCGGCGCUCGGAUUCCGGGUACUCCCUGUCGAUCACCCGGUCGCCAGAGUGUUCAGGGUGCUUGCGGAAUCUACCGACGAAGAGAGAACGGCUGUCAUCACCCAGGCUUGGCGUUGUACAUACGACAUCAUGCAACGGCGGCUUGAUCCAUGGUGCUCGGUCGUGGAUGAAAUUGAUAAGAUGGGCUCUGAGGAUGUGGGAUACGGCGAUACCGAUCAUGACAUACCGACGAACUUUCUCGUCGUCAAGGGCGUCGCUUCUGACAUCCAGGACAGAGAAGCUAUAGGGCUCACCAACCUAGCCCCUAACAUAACAACCAAUGUCUCACCCGAGCGUGAAUUCCGGCAGUUGAGGAUCAAGUACAACACCAUCAUUGGUGUCAUUGAAUUGCUCGGUCCGGCACAUUUGACAAAAGACGAGCUGCUGAUGGAGCCGUUUUCACUCCAUCAAAGACUUGAGCUCAAAGCCUGGGGUGAUGCCCUUAAGGGAAGAUGCAACCAGCACUUAGCCCAUCAGCAGUAUGAUCAAGCCAGAGCAUGCAAUGACCAAAUCCGCCAGGCGGCGAUCAAGUAUGCCGCCACUGGCGCCUAUUCCAACGUCAGAUAUUUGCAGCACUUGUGUACGAUGGAAGAUAGAUUCUGUCAAGCAGGCGAUGUGGAAUAUGCGAAAGAGAUCGGUGCAGAUAUGCUCAAAGUGACCGAAGACUUCUUGAAGGAUAUUCCCGAUGAUACCGGAUGAACCCGACCAGAUACUGACGUUCAUUGUGAAAUCUCAGCGACCACUGAGAUGGUCAGGCGCCUAGAUACAAAGCGGUAUGUAUAUCACCGAACAUGGCAGGUCUAUUUGCCCCUGAAGCAUAAUCAUCAUUUCCAACUUAAUUUCGGAAUUCGCUCAUCAGGGUAAAUAUCU
Molecule: messenger RNA, 1937 nt
Organism: Truncatella angustata
Lineage: Eukaryota; Fungi; Ascomycota; Sordariomycetes; Amphisphaeriales; Sporocadaceae
Product: Clr5 domain-containing protein
Exons: 2
Coding region: 294-1766 (490 amino acids)
Source: RefSeq, a predicted model, not a curated record